AUGUAUAUCGUACGUAAUCCAUUAAAGGAUACAAUUAGUACACUAGGCAAUUCAUAUGGUUCAGCUCAUAAAUGCCUACAACGUACUUUGCGACGACUUGCACGUGAUCACACCUACAAAUUACUAUAUGAUCAGUUCAUGAAAGAAUACGAAGACUUGAAUCACAUGAGAGAAAUACCAGAAAACAAGUUAGUAAACAACCAACAUUAUUACUUACCGCAUCAUGGUGUAAUAAGAGAACAAAGUACAACUACUAAACUACGUGUAGUUUUCAAUGGUUCAAGUAAGACCACCUCAGGUAAAUCAAUAAAUGAUAUUAUGCUUCCUGGUCCAAACCUGUUAUUGAACAUAGUUGACGUUUUAACUUGGAUCAGACAAUAUCCAUAUUUAUUUUCAACUGAUAUAACAAAGAUGUUCAGACAAAUAGAAGUACACGAAGAUGAUUGGGAUCUUCAAAGAAUACUCUGGGUCGAUUCACAAAACAAUGAACAUCAUUAUCACCUCACUACGAUCACAUAUGGUACGAGAGCAGCACCUUAUCUUGCUGUAAGAACACUGCUACAAUUAGUUCAAGAUGAAGGUCAUAACUAUCCUCUAGCUGUACCAUCAUUAGUGCACGGUCGAUAUGUCGAUGAUAUAUUUGGAGGAGGAGAUACUCCAAAUGAACUUGAAGAAAAGGCUUACCAAUUGAAAGCACUUUGCAAGGCGGGCGGCUUUCCUCUUGCGAAAUGGCAUUCAUCACUACCACAUAUAACACAAGAAACAACAGAUCACAUUUGA
Molecule: messenger RNA, 780 nt
Organism: Aphidius gifuensis
Lineage: Eukaryota; Metazoa; Arthropoda; Insecta; Hymenoptera; Braconidae
Exons: 1
Coding region: 1-780 (259 amino acids)
Source: RefSeq, a predicted model, not a curated record